Molecule: messenger RNA, 4653 nt
Organism: Plenodomus lingam JN3
Lineage: Eukaryota; Fungi; Ascomycota; Dothideomycetes; Pleosporales; Leptosphaeriaceae
Source: RefSeq, a predicted model, not a curated record
AUGGCAUCUAUCACAACUGCAGGAGAGGCCGCGGCCCGAGUUGCCUACUUGGCCUCCGACCUGAUCGUCUCGGUCGUGCCUACCCUCGCCACAGAGUCCGAGUUCUCAGAAACGCUACGCAGGCUCCAAAAGCACAAUGCUCCCAGUGUGGUGGCAAAGGGACAGCCAGAGGUAUACUGCACUCUUCUUCAUCAUAGGCCACAGUGUUCUAAUCAUCUUGGCCUCCAGAUUGUCUCCCUACGCCAGAAUGCGGAUCCACUCCUCUCAGUCUUCCAGCCCACUCGCGCUGGUAAGCUCACCAGUGUGACUACGGACUCUUCCAUCCUUGUCAAAUCUAUUCCUCACCUCUACAAACUCGCACAAUAUCCUGUCGUUCUUCACGUCUCGGUCCAGCCCUCGGGCUUCCCCGACUUCUCAGACAUCACUUCCAUCAGGCAGUCUGGUUUCACAUUUCUCCAGUCAGAGACGCUACAGGAAUCACAGGAUCUUGCCAUUACAGCACAUGCUCUGGCUAUCAAGUCUGGCAAGGGUGUCAUUCACUUCUUUGACUCGGGCGCCACUGCUUUCAAGAAGUCCAUCCCGCUGGAAGAUGUGGAGCUGUUUGGGAGCGUGGUCGACUUGGACGCUGCGGCAACGUUCCAGCACACCAAGUCGGACGAAACCACAUUGUACGCAGAUGAUGGCCGAAAUCCAUCGCUGACGUUCGCUCGUAGCCAGGUUGUGAACGCCGCCAACACUCCAGCUGCUGCACCAUUAAACGCAGCUGAGCGAGGGACAUCGCUACCAGUAUCAGAGAGGAACAGCCAGCGCGCUGAUUCUUCGUCGGGUUCGUCACAGCGCGAACCCAGCACAAGUGCUGCGUCACUCUCCUCAGCUACAACGGUCGAGUCUUUAGUCUCGAAGCCCAUUUCUUCAGACGACAUCUAUCGUUUCGCCAAGCAGAUUUGGGAGACCAUCAAGGAGAAGACUGGACGUGACUAUGACGCGUUCGCAUAUACUGGCACAGGCCAAGAAGAGGCAGCCAUUUUCCUCUUUGGCGCUGAUACCGGUGUCUUCGCCACUGAGCUGGACACUGUCGAAGACACAGAGACAUAUGCCAAGACUGGUAUUAUCACUGCUCGGUUGUACCGACCUUGGCUGGGUGCCACGCUUGCUCAUCUCCUUCCCCGGUCGAUCAAGCGUAUCGCCGUACUAGAACAAGUUCGACGAAAGACGACAAGAUGGGGUCCCGUGCUCCUGGAUUUGUUAAUGUCACUAAAGGCUACUGGUGGUGCUGCCCCUAUCGUCGUUGGCUACCAAUUAGGGUACAUCAACGAGAAGACUGUCCAGCAAGCGCUACGCGGCGUAUUUCAGAAUCUCACAAGCGAAUCACCUGUCCAGAACCUUCAAAUAGGCAAACUGGACGGACCGGAAGCCCAGCCGGCGAAAGUGGAGCAACCGGGAUUAGAGAAUGCUUACAUGAAGAUUCUCAACCAGGUCUUUGGCGACAAACUUCACAUUGCCAAUCAGCUCGGAUCGCAGCACGCUGGCAUCUCCAACGAUAUAUCAUCAAGCCCCGAAUAUGGAUUCGGUUCGCUUAUUGCGCGACAGGAACACCGAAAGCGUUUCAUUGAUGAGGUUGCAACUGCCUCAAAAGGCAACGCCUUCGUCACCGAAGCGCCGAAACAAUGGCUAUCGAAGUGGGCGCUCAGCGCUGAAGACACUGACAAGGCAAACGAGUAUGCACCGGAAGUUAUUGCGCGCUUGAGCACGGAUGGUUCUUCCGUUGCGAGCCAGCUGUUGGAGUCGAAGAAGCUCUUCUACAAGGAGUCACCCUGGUUGAUUGGUUCAGAUGCUUGGGCUUAUGACCUCGGAAACUCUGGUGUUCAUCACGUCCUCGCAUCCGGUGAGAAUGUCAAUACGCUUAUCAUUGACUCCACUCCAUACUCAGAGCGCGAUGCUGCCGACGCCGCAAGGCGGAAGAAGGAUAUUGGUCUUUACGCGAUGAACUUCGGCAACGCAUACGUUGCUUCCGUCGCUGUGUACAGCUCUUACACCCAAGUGCUGGAGGCUAUGAUUGAAGCCGACAAGUUCGACGGUCCUUCAGUUGUGCUGGCAUACCUACCUUACGAGAAGGAGACGGAUACGCCUCUGACUGUCCUGCAGGAGACAAAGAAGGCAGUUGAUCUUGGCUAUUGGCCUCUCUACCGCUGGAACCCCAAGGCUGAGGAAAAGGGCGAAGACAACUUCAAACUUGAUUCUGAAAGAAUCAAAAAGGAGCUCGAGGAAUUCCUUGCGCGUGACAAUUACAUGUCACAGGUCAUGAGGCGCCACCCUCAAUUCUCAUCAAACAUCUCGGGAUCCUACGGUACCGAGGUUAGACAAUUGCAGAAGCGCAAAGCCAAGGAUGCAUACAGCCAGCUCCUUGAUGGCCUUGCUGGCGAACCCAUGACGGUCCUUUUUGCGUCUGACAACGGCAAUUCUCAAAACCUGGCGAAGCGUCUUGCAAACCGCGGUAAAGCCAGGGGUCUGAAGACCAUGGUCAUGGCCAUGGACGACUUCCCCAUCGAGGAUCUGCCCAAUGAGCAGAAUGUUGUCCUCUUCACCAGUGUUGCUGGCCAGGGAGAAUUCCCUCAGAAUGGCAGAACAUUCUGGGAGACUGUCAAGGAUUCCACAGAUCUCGACCUGGCGACUGUAAACAUCGCAGUGUUUGGUCUUGGUGACAGCCACUACUGGCCACGUAAAGAGGACAAGAUCUAUUACAACAAGCCUGCCAAAGACCUUCACGCUCGCCUGCUUACCCUUGGCGCGAAGCCUCUUGUCGAGUGUGGCCUCGGAGACGACCAAGACCCAGAUGCUUACCAAACGGCGUACAGUGAGUGGGAGCCAAAACUCUGGCAAGCACUUGGAGUCGACAACGUCGAGGGCCUUCCCGAGGAACCUGCGCCAAUCACCAAUGAGGACAUGAAGGCUGCAUCAAACUACCUAAGGGGAACCAUCGAGGAGGGUCUGGCGGACACGAGCACUGGCGCUAUUUCAGCCAGUGACCAGCAGCUUACCAAGUUCCAUGGUACCUACAUGCAGGACGACCGUGAUCUCCGUGAUGAGCGCAAAGCACAGGGACUUGAGCCUGCCUAUUCGUUCAUGAUCCGAUGCAGACUUGCUGGAGGUAUAUCAACACCCAAGCAGUGGCUACAGAUGGACGAAAUCAGUACCAAGCUUGGGAACGAGACUAUGAAACUGACAACGCGGCAAACAUUCCAGUUUCAUGGUGUCGUAAAAGGAAAGCUCAAGCCGGCAAUGCAGGCCAUCAACAGGGCCUUGAUGACCACCAUUGCUGCGUGCGGUGAUGUCAACCGUAACGUCAUGUGCAGUUCCCUUCCGACUCAGUCAAAUUAUCACUCUCAGGUUUACGCCGUAUCCCAAAAGAUAAGCGACCAUCUUCUUCCUUCGACAACGGCAUACCACGAGAUAUGGCUCGAGGAUGACGAGACGAAGCAGAAGAAGAAGGUUGCUGGUGAAGCCGUCCAAGACCACGAGCCACUGUACGGUCCUCUCUACUUGCCCCGAAAGUUCAAGAUCACCAUUGCCAUCCCACCACACAAUGAUACUGACGUCUACGCCCAUGAUAUUGGUCUCAUUGCGAUCAAGGGUGCUGAUGGCAAUCUUGUUGGAUUCAACGUCCUUGCAGGUGGUGGUAUGGGUGUGACUCAUAACAACAAGAAGACCUAUCCACGGACAGGAAGCAUGUUCGGCUAUGUUCCAACCGAGGAGGUCCACAUUGUGUGUGAGAAGAUUAUGUUGGUACAACGCGACCACGGCGACCGGAAGAACAGGAAGCACGCCCGUCUCAAGUACACCAUCGACGACAUGGGCAUCGAUGUCUUCCGUGGCAAGGUUGAAGAACUCUGGGGUCAGCAAUUUGCGGAUCCAAAGCCAUUCAAGUUUCAGAGCAACGUUGAUACCUUUGGCUGGCAAAAGGAUGAGAACGGCCUCAACCAUUUCACCUUUUUCAUUGAGAACGGUCGUAUUGAGGACACUGCUGAGUUCCCCAUGAAGACAGGUCUCGUAGAAGUUGCGAAGGUGCACAAAGGCGAAUUCAGAUUGACUGGUAACCAACAUCUCAUCCUUUCCAACGUAGCAGACGAGGAUCUGCCCGCAAUGAAGGAGCUUCUCAAGAAGUGGAAGCUCGACAAUACCAACUUUUCUGGUAUGAGGUUGUCCAGUUCCGCUUGUGUCGCCUUCCCUACUUGUGGUUUGGCCAUGGCCGAGUCAGAGCGCUAUCUACCUGAGCUCAUCUCUAAGCUCGAGGGUACACUGGAGGAGUCUGGUCUGCGACAAGAUAGCAUUGUCAUGCGAAUGACCGGCUGCCCCAAUGGCUGCGCUCGUCCUUGGCUCGCCGAGGUGGCAUUUGUCGGCAAGGCGUACGGCGCCUACAACAUGUAUCUUGGUGGUGGCUACCACGGCCAGCGAUUGAACAAGCUGUAUAGGAGUUCCAUCAAAGAGGAUGAGAUCUUGGAAAUUAUGAAGCCAUUGAUCAAGCAGUACGCCAAGGAACGAAACGAAGGCGAGCACUUUGGAGACUUUGUCAUCAGGAAAGGCUACAUCAACGAGACCACCCACGGUACAAAUUUCCAUGACAACACUGCGGAAGAGGAAUCAGAUGGAGAGUAG